Pomacea canaliculata is the source of this 6585-nucleotide messenger RNA. RefSeq lists its product as uncharacterized. Bases 162 to 3782 code for a protein of 1206 amino acids. The record is from RefSeq and is a predicted model, not a curated record. Lineage: Eukaryota; Metazoa; Mollusca; Gastropoda; Architaenioglossa; Ampullariidae. The transcript has 19 exons.
CACUUUGAUUUAUAUACCAGCAUAUCCAAAGAUGUCUGAACAUAUCUUGCCUUAUCUUCGGUGGUGAAAACAGAAGCCUCCUCACAGCUACGCAACGAAUUUCGUGUCAUUCGCCCGACCAUUGACAGUCUAUGGCCCGACAAAUGAAGGCGUAGAUAUGAAUGCGCACGCGCAGACAAGUGUCGACAAGCGAUGUGCUGUGGUUUAUUUUUAGUGGUAUUACUAGCUCCGCUCCCACAGCUCUGAAUGCAUGCUGUAAAUCGAGUCUGAGGAAGGAGUUCAUUAAGGAGAAAGAAAGAAUUAUGAAUUUAGCCGUUGCAUGCUUCAUUUUCGCGUACAGUGCAUCGAACGCUUUAAAUUUCAGGGAAUGCAGACCUGAUAUGCCACUACAGAUCCAGGAAGGUACACAAAACUAUGAAAUAAUUUGUGAAAACUUUAAGCCUGGUUAUGCUGUCGAGUGGCAGCUGAAUAGGACGAUCUCAAACAACACUUACAACAACAAAGGCAUUUGUUUUGUUGAGGACAUCCCAAACUGCUCGGGUUCAACUAACGUUGCAUUUUCACGGCCCAACAACAGUGUCUCUCUGGCAAAGAUCUCGAAGGUUGACAGGACCUCACUAGGUGUGGCCAGUUUUACAUGUCAAGAAUUUAAGGAUAACAGUCGAGGAGAAGUCGCUGGUUGCAAUAUUGACAUAAUUUAUGGAGCAGAAGUUUCAUCAUGCAGCAUUCAAACACUUCCAAAUGGUUCAGUCUGGAGUUUGACAGGCAACUGCACCAUUACAAAAGUGUUCUCAACUUUAAACCGCUAUGUCUGUCAUCUCUGGCAAAACAAAGAGAGCUCAUCAGGAGUAGAAGUAGCCAACGUUACUUACAGCCCUACCCUCAAUAACAGCAGCCCACCAUAUGCGUAUGGUUCCUGCUCCUAUUCUCUGCCGCUUCCGAUGCAGAAUGGCAUUUACAACUUUAGUGUGAUUGUAUUCCCUGGAGAAACAAACAGGAAUGCUGGUAAUAUUACUGUAGCAAGGCCUCUGCAGCCCCCAAGCAUCAACUGCUCAAUGUCUAUGUUUCCAUUUGUGAUGGAGAAUGGGGACUUGUUCUGUACCUGUACAACCUCAGACCUUGGAUUACCCAGGGGACGACUAAUUGGAUAUUACGGUGGUCAGAGACUUAAUGCAAGUAAUUUUGGAAGUGGAUACUUGUCUUUUGAAAAGAGGAACUUGACCAGAACUGAUGAUGGAACUUCUGUCAAAUGUGUAGUGGACUGGGCCACACAAGACACUGAUGAUUUGAACACCAGUUUUACACUUCGUAUUGCAUAUGGCCCAGAUGCAGUCAUCAUUACUGGACCAGAUGUGUUUGAUAUCAACCCAUCACAGGUUCAAAGUAUCAGUUUGAUAUGUAAGGAAUCAGUGGUCAGCCCUUAUGUGAACUACACCUGGGCUGGCUGCCCCAGUGGUAACCCAAUGUCUCCUAUUUGCACUGCUCGUCCUUCCCUAAACAACACCAGCUAUUUUGUACAAUGUACUGUUAGCAACCCAUUAACACAAGUAGCAAGGACAGUAAACCACACCGUCGAACUGAACUAUCCACCAGGCAACGCACCAGUGAUCAGUACAGAGCCAUCUCUCAAUCCCAGUCAACCAGUAUAUAAGGGAGACAACUUCACUCUAACCUGCACAGUCCAUGGCGGUAAACCAGUAAACGCAACUCGUGUCACCUUCGCUUGUCCACAUAUGAUAGACAUGGGCGACAUCAUAGGAACAACUGAAGUCAACAGUAGUUUGACGUUUUUCUCUGUCUCAUCUGACAACCAGGGGAACUGUAGCUGUAGUGCCAUGUGGAAAAACACAACUUGGUACACACAGACAGCUGAGUGGACCCUCAUUGUUUAUACUCCCCCAUCUGUUCCAAAAAUCUUCCCACUCAGCGAUUCAACAGGAAAACCUGCAUAUCCUUUCAUGGUGGGGACCUCUGGUACACUGAGUUGUCAGAGCAAUCAGUCAGGUCAACCAGAAGCUACCUUCACCUGGCCUGCUUCAGAUACUGGUCAUGCUUCAGGGAGUAACCUGACUUUCCAUAUACUGUCUAGAGAAAAUAAUGGGAGAACAGUGAAGUGCAGCGCCAGCAAUAAUUACACAGAGAACAGACAGCCAGUUGAUAAUGCUACUUUUGUACUACAAGUCUACUAUGGACCUAUAGUCAACUUUACACACAUUUCCACUGGAAGUAGCUGUGUAGAGGACUCUAGUAAGUCUGUCUUUAGACAUUGUGUUGUUUCUGAGGGACAGAGGAUUCACAUCAACUGUACAGCUGACAGCAAUCCAGCACCUGCAUCAUUUCAGUGGCUGAGUCCAAGCAAGGAUGUCUACUCUAACACCAGUGAGCUGAUGAUCAUGUCCGCUAACCACACAAUCCACAAUGGUGAUUACAACUGUACAGUGAUCACUAAACAAGUAGACAUGGACAGUCGCCUGCCUCUUACAUCUUCAUCUGUAUUGACAGUUAUUGUUGGCUACUCUCCUAGUAUCCUGAACUUUAGCCUAAACAAUGUGGACAACAUGAUUGUGUAUGUUCAGGAGAAGUCCCGUAUCGACAUGAAGUGUGUUUGCAAUGGCAGACCUACUCCAAGCAUUCAACUCAUUAAUGUAACAGACCCUAACAAGUUUCUAAAUGAGAGUAAACCUACAGGUGACAUUUUCGUUGAUGAACAGACAGGUGAGGUCAGCCUCAGCAUAGAUCAAGUUCCAUGUGAGGCAUCAGGAGUCUACCAAUGUAAUGUUGUCAACAGCCUGGGUCAAGGCAGCCAAAAUCGCACUUUACUUGUGUAUUGUGCUCCCAGAGGAACAUUUGAUAGCGGAGAGAAUCCAAAUGCAGUUGUCAAUGUUACAAGUGGUAAAGGAGAGCUUUUUGUUAAAAUGACUGCAUAUCCCACACCAAUGGCUAAGACAAUAACAUACCUUGGCCAUAAUAAAGAGAUUUCUGGUGGAAAUCUUGUGACAGCAAAUACUAUUUCUGUGGAAUGUACUGCAAGCUUGUUUGCCCCAGCUGCUUUUACCUGCCAUAUAAGAGUUAUUAAUAUAACAACCAGCGAUGAAGGUUUUUACAGAAUUGUUUUCAGCAAUGAUUUUGGAGAGUUACCUUUCACUUUCUCUGUCAAAGUUCUAGAUCUUGCCAGUCAAGUACAAGGUUUGAACAUUCCAGCAGUGAUUGGCGGAAUAUUUGCCGCAUGUCUAGUAGUUGUCAUCAUUACUUUUACUGCGUUUUUAUUGCGGCGUCAAAGAAGAAAGGGGGGACAGCAGAAGUUAAGGAGUCGUGAUCAUCCAGAAAUGAAACAAAAGAAGACUACUGACGAUGAUGGAGAAAUGAUAAAUAACGAGAUAUAUGCUGGAUCAGAAAUCUUUGAACACGGACAAGUCCAGAUCUCAAGUGCACAAGGGAAUAAUUUAAGUGCUGGAAAGACUUCCAGACCAAACAAAAAAGGAAAAGGGAAAAAGAAAGUAAAAGCUUCAAUUUCCAUGGGUCCAGACACAGUCUAUGAAAAUGUUGCAUUUGAAAGCACAGAAAGGGAUCAUACAAAUAGCCCUGGCAAUCUUAAUAAGCAUGAACAUGAAAAAAUUGACAAUGCGGUACAACAAAAUAAAGAUGGCUUAAUUUAUUCAUCUCUGGACUUCGAUGAAAGAAAGAGUGCCAAACCACCACCUCCAAAACGUGAAGAGACUGAAUAUGUAUCUAUUGAUCUAAAGAAAACAGCAUUACUGCAGCAUAAAUUAAACAGUGAUUGAUGACCAUGGUCCAAGAUAUCUUUUGAUAAAAGACCACCAUUAUAUAAGAAGGAAUUAACAAAACAUUAUUGAUUAAAUUCAAUAUUUCACAAAGAAAUAUAUUGGCAUUACUUUGUAAUGUUUGAAAGAAGUAAGUUACACUCUUUUGGUUAAGAUAUGUAAAGUAAAAGAAAUUUCCCUAAUGUGUGAAAUGUCAGAUUAUAAAGUAUAUUGCUUAUGAAGCAAAGUAAUUUUGAGAGUGCUACAUGUUAAGUUAAUCCAUUUCCUUUAAGCAGUAAUCGAAGAUAGUAAGUUUAUUGUCUUGCAUUUGAUACAUUUAAGGUUUCUGAGUAGAAUAAAUUGAUAUUUGCUUACUCAAUUUACUGCUGAUUCAUGUCUGUUCUGAAAAUAAAUUGCAUAUGUUAGUGCUUCUAAAAAUUGUAAGACUAGUCUAGCCAGAAGCAACUAAAGGCACAUGUAUCCAAAACCAGUGGGCACAUGCGCUAGCAGGCCUAGCUGGUUCAGUGACCAUGUGGCAACGUAUACAUUCACCCUUCUUAGGCCACCUUAGGCCUUCAAAUGGGUGGCGAGCAAGGCAUUGAGGAAUACAAGAUCAGUUCCACCCUUACAGAAAAGCCUGUGGAAAAGAGUACAGAUAGGUAAUGGGGCUACCUUUACCUUUCAAUUAGUCAUGAGUGCCACUUAAGAAUAUUUGUUUACUUACCAUGUGAUAUGAACACUUUUAGCAGUGAAUCUGUCAGAAUUAUAUGCACUGAAACAAUAAUAUAAAUAAUAUAAAUCAUAGCUACUAGUGUCUUGAUCAAGGAGUGUAUUCACAUAGUCAUGUGGUAACCUUAAUGAGUGGGUAACAAUCUCUCCAAUUAGGGUAAAAGGUGGCAUUUUUACUAGCCUGAAGCCCUUUAUGCAAGAGAGGGGGGUGUAUGUACUAGUGCAGAUGUGUUGUAUGUGGUGGAAGCGCAGAGAGAAAGCCCUAUGUGGUUACAUUAAGCCAAGUGCGACCAGCCGGCUGGCUGAGGCGUCAAUGACGCCUAGGAAGAUAGUGACACCUUAGGGACUCUCACACCUGUGUCUGCCAGGUUAACGAUGAGUUGGGGUUAGUCACCUGUCCACCUCGCCACUUGUAUGCGGGGGCAAGGGAUCAGUAGGGGAGGGGUCGUCUCUCUCUCGUCGACGCUGGCUAAUUGACGAUCGAAUGAUGAGUGAAUGACCAAUGGCGUCCCUCGUUGUGUGUGUCUGUGCGAAUAUGCGAAGUAAAAUAGGGAAUGGAGAACCGGCAAGACGCUUCUCGGCACGACGUCAGGGUGGACAGAGCAACUUAAGCUUUCCUAGCGCUUACUUCAUUUUAACUCGAGACCGGGUCUUAAUCCAAGAGGACAAGACUCGAGAGGAAGGACUUCCCCUAAAAACCUCAUCCCAAUCAGAUGAUUUCUCGCCAUGUUACUAGCGUCUCUUAUAAUAAAAUGGAAAAAUUGUGAAAUUUUGUUGUAACAUCUCUUAUUUAGCAAAUUGGAUCUGCAGCAAUCUGCUUAAAGGUAAAGGUAGGGAAGUUGAAGAUUGUUGAAGUUGUUGAAGAUUGUUGAAGUUGUUCAUAAAUACAUUGUAUAAGCAACUGGAAAAGUUAAAGACACAUGCAUGACUACUUUUGUUGAUUUUAUAUAUCAAUCUUGAGACUUUUUUCUAUCAGUCAUUCAUUGAAAAUAUUUUAUUAUUUUCCUUUUCUGCUGAGUCUACGGUGUCUCUAUGACAGGAACAGUUUGAACAACAAUCCUGUCAAUAAUUGUUUGAAGGUCAUUGGUAUUAAAAAGAAGAGGGAUAUGGUCUCUUUUUGCAAUCAGCAAAUUGUCAGAAACGCUUCCAUCAUUUUGUCUGUACGUGAACAUGUCACAUGACACUUUUUUCGAAAUUCAAGCAAAUGCUCUGCUAUGUCUGUAUGCAUGUAAAGUAGAAGACACUUUGUUCGUACCCUCAGCAGUUUAACUACUCAACAGAAAAUGUUAGUUAUGUCCAUGCGCAUGCAAACACAGAUGUGUUUUUGCAGGUGUGGGACGUUGUACGUGUUUUCACAACUGUUCCAGAUGGAUGACUGCAUUUUAAAAAUCUAGCUUGUGUUUUAUGAUCCACCACGUUUUUUGUAAUUAACACUUGUUCCUUGUUUUUUGUGGGUGUGUGCUUCAUGGCUAACUACACGUUCCCAAGCUAUAAUUGCUCACUGGGAUUGGUAAAGUUGGGCCAUUUAUCAUUAGUCAUUUACAUGCAGAAGAAUAUAAUUUUAUUAGGUAUUUUUUAUAUCAGUUUUGCAGUAAAGCAUGGUCAGCAUGCAUAUUCAAUUUAUUCACAAAAGACUAAAACAUAACAGGAAUUGAAAGAAAGUGAAGAAUCUUUUAAGUGUUAAGCACACCAUUAAGAGCUACAGUCCUCAAAAACACAAACGCUUAUACAACUUACCCUCUCAUGCAUUGGAAAUCCUUUGUAGUUUAAUAUUUGUCAUCAGAUCAUGAAAAUGUAUCUUAAAUAAAUGAGACAGACUUGGUUCACUGUGGGAAUAUGGAAUUAUGUGUGUAUAUACAUCUUUUUUACUGCUUCAGCUAUUUUAUGAUUCUAAAAUUUAACCGUAUUUCUGCUUACCUAUCAUUAUGAACAGAUGUGCGUUAAAAUAUAACUAUGCAACUUAUAUAUAUAUUUAGCUUGUAUAUCACACAUUUCAACCCAGAAAGUGGCACUGUAUGAAAUUGUUGAAAAUUAUUUUCUGAACUAUUUUCAUAGAGACAAAAUAUUUUGAAAUAAACGGUUUUGUAUUAUUUUA